Paramecium sonneborni is the source of this 242-nucleotide messenger RNA. NCBI's taxonomy places the organism in Eukaryota, Ciliophora, Oligohymenophorea, Peniculida, Parameciidae. The record is from the annotation of a GenBank genome assembly.
AUGGGCUGUUCCAUUCAAAAAAAAAAGCUUCCAUUAUCUCAAUAAACUAUAAAUGUAUAUUGAAAUUAUUAUAACCACAGCUCUCUGAUGUAACUCAAACUCCUUAAUCUUCAUAGGAUGAUAAUGAUAGAUAAUAAAAUUUGAACACUCUUAAAUCACUUUUGAGAAACUCUAAUUUUGCUAUAUCAUAGACCAAAUAAACUAAUUGUAGAAAAAGAGCUAUUCACAUCUAAAAGUAAUGA